AUGGAAAAGUCAAUCAAGGAUGGUGUGCCAAAAAUAUCUACCACCAGUAUGCUCGAUAAACCAACUCCCGGUCCUACUCCACAACAAACUCCACAACAAACUCCAGUAAAUACCCGUCCACCAACUCCUAAAAACAAGCCUGAUUUGAAGACUAAGCAGAGUCAACAGAGUCAGAGCUCCGGGGAAUACAGCGCUGAUGAAGACUGGCUGGGUGAUCAUGCUGCCCAACAGCACGAAGCUCGUAUGCGUCGUCCUAGCGUAACUCGUGCUUGGGUUCCACAAAGCACGGGUGGUCCUUCCAUUCACCAGGAUCGCCGUGACGUUGCUCCUUUUGGCGAAGUCAUAGAUUUGGAGGAAGUUCCUCGUGGUAUCACCCGCCAGGCUCGUCAAUUAGAUGAUUAUUCAUUCCCUUGUCAUCGUUUCCGCGAAAAUUUAAUCAAUGAAAGCAAGAUCCCUCUCGUUUUGGUUGCAUGUGGUUCGUAUUCUCCCAUCACCUAUCUCCAUUUACGUAUGUUUGAAAUGGCAACGGAUACCAUUCAUGAACAAACAAAUAUGGAAUUAAUUGCUGGUUAUUUCUCUCCUGUCAAUGAUGAUUACAAAAAGGAAGGCUUGGCACCUUCUUAUCAUCGAGUCCGUAUGUGCGAAUUGGCUUGCGAGCGUACUUCCAGCUGGUUGAUGGUCGAUGCAUGGGAAAGCCUUCAGAAAAAGUAUACUCGAACUGCAGAAGUAUUGGACCAUUUUGACGAAGAAAUCAACAAGAAGCGAGGAGGUAUUCGUUUGUCCGAUGGAACCCGCCGUCCUUGUAAGAUUAUGCUUUUGGCUGGUGGUGAUUUGAUUGCUAGUAUGGGAGAGCCCGGUGUUUGGUCGGAAUCAGAUUUGCAUCACAUACUUGGAAACUUUGGUUGUGUUAUUGUUGAACGAACCGGCAGUGAUGUUUGGGCCUUUUUACUUGCUCAUGAUCUUUUGUUUGCUUACCGUGGAAACGUAUUGGUUAUCAAACAGUUAAUUUAUAAUGAUAUAUCUUCCACGAAGGUUCGAUUAUUUAUUCGGAGAGGAAUGUCUAUCCGUUACCUUCUUCCAAACUCUGUUAUCCAGUACAUUGAAAGGCAUUCUCUUUACCGCGAUGCUGAGCCCGUAAAGGCUAUAUUUUACCAAUCCCCGUUUGUUCGGAUAGAAACUUAA
This is a messenger RNA of Schizosaccharomyces osmophilus, 1182 nucleotides long. RefSeq names its product nicotinamide mononucleotide (NMN) adenylyltransferase. The record is from RefSeq and is a predicted model, not a curated record. Gene Ontology annotation, biological process: NAD+ biosynthetic process. Gene Ontology annotation, molecular function: nicotinamide-nucleotide adenylyltransferase activity; nicotinate-nucleotide adenylyltransferase activity. The coding region runs from base 1 to 1182 and encodes 393 amino acids. The transcript has a single exon. NCBI's taxonomy places the organism in Eukaryota, Fungi, Ascomycota, Schizosaccharomycetes, Schizosaccharomycetales, Schizosaccharomycetaceae.